Molecule: messenger RNA, 987 nt
Organism: Lycium ferocissimum
Lineage: Eukaryota; Viridiplantae; Streptophyta; Magnoliopsida; Solanales; Solanaceae
Exons: 5
Coding region: 1-987 (328 amino acids)
Source: RefSeq, a predicted model, not a curated record
AUGCAGGUGUCAGCUGGAGGCCCAUCAGGGGUAAAUUAUCAGGCUUCCGGUCAGCAUGGAGGCUGCACUGCUUCAUCAGCUUCUGUUCAGUGGCCUAUACUGGACCGUGCUUGCUUCGAGUGUGCUAUGCCCGGGGCUCCUAGACUUGAGUGGAAGGGUAAACUUAGUCCCCUCGCUAAGAAAGUUGUAUCCUUUGUUCGUGCUAGGAAGCUAGUAGAGAAGGGUUGUCUAGCUUAUUUGGCGCAUAUUCGUGACACCAGUGCAGAUACUCCAUCUCUUGAUUCGGUUCCAGUGGUACGCGAGUUUGCGGAUGUGUUCCCCGCGGACUUGCCUGGUAUGCCACCGGAUCGGGACAUUGAUUUCAGGGUUGACUUAGACCCGGGGGCAUGUCCCAUCUCUAUCCCACCUUAUAGGAUGGCGCCAGCAGAACUCAGGGAAUUGAAAGAGAAGUUGCAAGAUCUUCUGAGUGCUGUUUUAAUGCAGGAAAAGAAGGUGUACACAGACCAUCGCAGUUUGCAGUAUAUGUUCACUCAGAGGGAUCUGAACUCUAGGCAACAGAGAUGGAUGGAACUACUGAAGGAUUAUGACAUCACCAUUUUAUAUCACGGUGGUAAGGGAAAUGUAGUGGCUGGCGCAUUAAGCAAGAAGUCGGCUAGUAUGGGGAGUCUGGCUCAUUUGAUUUCUUUAGAGCGUCCGUUGGCUAGAGAGGUUCAGACUCUAGCUAACAGUUUUAUGAGGUUGGAUAUUUCCAACACAGGCAUUGUGUUGGUUUGCGUUGAGGCUCGAUCAUCGUUCUUAGAACAGAUUAAGGCAAAGCAAUUUGAGGAUGCUAAGUUGUGUAAAAUACGUGAUAAGGUGUUGCGGGGUGAGGCCAAAGAAGCCGUGAUUGAUGAGGAGGGCGUGCUGCGAAUCAAAGGGCGAGUAUGUGUGCCACGUGUAGGCGACUUGAUCAAGACCAUUCUGACAGAGGCUUAUAGUUCGAGGUGA